GGCUCUUAUUCGGCCAACUUGACUAACGAGAAUGUUUUUUACACCACCAACAUUACUGUUGGAUCCGAAAAGAAACAAAUUCUCGUUGACCUUGAUACUGGAAGCUCCGAUUUGUGGGUUUUGUCAGCUAAUGGUACUGAUGGAUUUGCUUCCGACACUGCAGAAUUGCAAUCCAAUGGAUACUUGGAUGCUGAAAAGUCAACUUCUUUGAAGACGGAUAAUAACGAGUUUUUUAUUACCUACGGUGAUAAUACUUUUGCCUAUGGGGAGUAUGUAACCGAUAGCAUUGCAAUUCCAAAUGGUCCAAGUAUUGAUGUUGAGUUUGGUUUGGCUUUCACUACAGUUAACCCAUUCGGAAUUUUUGGUAUUGGUUUCGAUCUGAAUGAAGCUGGAUUUUCCUCCGGUGCUGCUCCGAUUUACAACAACUACCCAGCUACCUUGAAGAAGAAUGGUUUAAUCGGAAAGAAUGCUUAUUCUUUGUAUUUGAACUCUCCUAAUGCCACGACUGGUUCAGUGAUCUUUGGUGGUUACGAUACCAAGAAGGUUGACGGUUCAUUUGCUACCCUUCAGACCGUGAACGACCAGGUAUUGGCUAUCAAUGUUGACAGUGUCACUGUUGGAGACAAUGAGAUCCAAUACGGUUCUCCAGCUCUUUUGGAUAGUGGUACUACCAUCACUUACUUGCCAAGAAACGUCUACCAAGGUAUCAUUCAGAAUCUUCCAGGUAGUAACACACCCUAUGGAUGGAGAAUUACCACAGAUGAAGCACAAGGACAUGACAUCACUUACAAGUUUAAUGAUGUCACAGUCAAAGUUCCUGUUUCAAGCUUGGUUGGACCUACCUACGAUGACCAAGGGAAGUUGCUCGACUACACCUCCUUGCAGGUUUCGAUAGGUGGAAGCAUCUUGGGUGACAAUUUCUUGAGAUACGCUUAUGUGAUCUUUAACUUGGAUGACCAGAAGAUUAGUGUUGCUCAAGCCAAGUUCACCGAUGACUCUGAUAUUCAGGCUAUU
Messenger RNA from Suhomyces tanzawaensis NRRL Y-17324, 1014 nucleotides. RefSeq names its product pepsin-like aspartic protease. The annotation marks the transcript as partial. Gene Ontology annotation, molecular function: aspartic-type endopeptidase activity. Gene Ontology annotation, biological process: proteolysis. The transcript has a single exon. NCBI's taxonomy places the organism in Eukaryota, Fungi, Ascomycota, Pichiomycetes, Serinales, Debaryomycetaceae. The record is from RefSeq and is a predicted model, not a curated record.